Dibothriocephalus latus is the source of this 126-nucleotide messenger RNA. Lineage: Eukaryota; Metazoa; Platyhelminthes; Cestoda; Diphyllobothriidea; Diphyllobothriidae. The record is from the annotation of a GenBank genome assembly.
AUGUACGGCGAAAUCUACCUCCCCUGCACCAUGCCCGAGCCUCCAAAACGGAAUUUCUUCACAAACCUCUUUUCUGGUACCUUCAACGCCGUCGAUCGAGACGAACUGUGUAAGUGUUCUUGUUAA